Messenger RNA from Dalotia coriaria, 1529 nucleotides. RefSeq names its product phenoloxidase-activating factor 2-like. The record is from RefSeq and is a predicted model, not a curated record. Gene Ontology annotation, biological process: proteolysis. The transcript is spliced from 2 exons. Lineage: Eukaryota; Metazoa; Arthropoda; Insecta; Coleoptera; Staphylinidae. Bases 162 to 1313 code for a protein of 383 amino acids. Gene Ontology annotation, molecular function: serine-type endopeptidase activity.
UUUGCAAAUCAAACACAAACACGCGCGCGCCGAAUCUCAAGACAUCUGACAGCGAAAUUUGUUACUAGUUUUGUUUUUCGAGGACGCACACACGCAAAUUGGGCGUAGAAUUCAAAUCGUAUCUUGUUGUUAUUCGCGCGCAGUUUGACACCAACCACAUCAUGAGCCGGCACGUGGUUUUAUUUUUACUGUCGGUUUUACUUCCAGCCACUUUGCGAGGAGGUGACGUACUGAAUUUGCAUUACAAUGGCGAGUACAAGCAGCUACCGGAUCAUCCCAGUGUUCAGGAGAUACAAGCAAAGUCAUGUGUUUGUGUACCGCCUCAUAUGUGCGUGGAUCAUGACAAAACUUCCAAUGGGGAAGGGUUUUUAGAUAUUAGGUUUGAUCCUGGUCAUGACUGCAAAAACUACUUUGAAAUAUGUUGUGAGACCCCUGUGGAUCAUCAACAACCUGAUACUGCAAACUCAAUUGGACCAUCAGAAGAUGUUUUAAAAGGAUGUGGAUUAGAACAACCUUUAGGGUUAUCAUUUAGAAUCACAGGUAAUGGUGUAAAGGCCCAAUUUGGUGAGGCUCCAUGGACAGUGGUCCUACUUUUACAAGCAAAUGACAAAUCCAUGUAUAAAUGUGGAGGAUCCUUGAUAAGUUAUCAAGUGGUAUUGACAGCAGCCCAUUGUGUGGCUGGAAUGUUGGAUGAAGAAUGGACAAUCCGCGUUGGGGAGUGGAAUACCCGCAGUCAAGACGAACCUUUACCACAUCAAGACCACCGCGUGAAAGAAAUCCUCAUACAUCCACAAUUUCAAACCGGGUCACUUAAAAAUGACAUAGCUCUACUUUUUCUUGAAGAAACCAUCACACUAGCAAAAAAUAUCAACUUCAUUUGUCUACCUCCAAUGGGUUACCGCGCUGAUGAUACCCUCUGCGUCGCUAGCGGAUGGGGUAAAGACGCAUUCAAAAAAGGCAAACAUUCAUCAAUAUUAAAAAAAGUCGAGCUGCCCAUCGUGUCAAGAAGCAGUUGCCUGGAAGCAUUACGGUCAACGCGACUAGGAAAGUUCUAUCACUUAGACAAGAGCUUUAUCUGCGCCGGCGGCGAAGCCAACAAGGAUACGUGCAAAGGCGACGGCGGCAGCCCGUUAGUAUGCCCGCUCCCGGGGCAUCCGGGCAAGUGGGUGCAGGUGGGCAUCGUUUCGUGGGGCAUCGGCUGCGGCGAGAGCAACACGCCAGGUGUUUACGCCAACGUGGCGCUCUACCGGGAUUGGGUGGAUAAGCAGUUGGAAGCGCGCGGUCUGGACGUCGCUGUAUAUAAGUACGAAUAAAUAUUUGCCGAAGGGUUCAGCAACUCUCAGCAAACUGCAGUAAAUCUUUCUUAGACGCGCAAAUUCCGUGGUUAAAACUUUAAACCUCUUGCUUGCACAACUUGCAUGGGGAAAAACCGAAGGCAAACGGAAACUAUCACUUAGAGAUAAAAUUUCAUAACGAAAACUAGCGAAACUAAUUGAUUUUAAAUCAGUGCUAAUAGUGUGUUUAUCAGU